AUGAAAGAGAAUAGAGGUGUGAUCAUUGAUGAAGGUAUAGAUCAAUGUUACUCAUUGACAUUUGCUAAGAAACAAAACAAUGGUGUUGCAUGGAUAUCAAAAGAACAAUAUAUUAGAUCCGAUAUCAAAUGUGGUUAUCCAAAUUGUUUAAUAUGUAAAAGUAGUAGUAGUAGUAAUAGUGAUAAUAACAAUAAUAAUAGUAAAAAGGAUAAAGACAGUAAAGAUAAUAAAGAUAGUAGUAGUAAUAAUAGUGUACAAUAUAUAAUAAUACCAGAUAUAGAUAGUAUAAUAAAUUAUUUAGAGAUAUUCGAAUUACAAGAGGUAAUAGAUAGACAUUUCAUUGUGAUAGUAGAGACAGUGUAUAGAUAUGUACAGUAUAAUAGUGGUCCAAAGUACUUUGAACGUCUCAAACAACUGAUAAACAACAACAGAGCAAUCUACUUUACCAACGAACUCUUCACAGAAACAUCAAUUGAGAAACAACAAAACGAAUCAUUACACCAGUUCAAUAUCAGAAGAUUGAUAGCCGCUACACAAUGGUAUAGUAAUCAUCUACAACAACAGCAACAGCAACAACAACAACAACAAUCAAAGACAAUUAGUAAAUUAUCAGUUAUAUUUAUAACAUUGAAUAAGUUAGAGAAUGAAAGUAGUUAUCAUCAAUAUGAUAAAAAGAGUGGUAGUGGUGGUGGUGGUGGUUCAACUGUAAAAGAUGGAUAUUUAACAUUGUCUAGUUAUUUGACUAUGCUUGGUAUUGUCACUGCUUCGGAGUUGUACGAUACUCUUUGUCUAAGUUUGACGUUGACUGGUGAGACUUUGAGUGGUGGCGGCGGCAGUGGUGGAAACGACAGUCAGUUCUAUGAGAGAUAUUGGAAUGACGAUAUCAUGCAGGUGGAGUUGAAGUCUGGAAAUAUUAUUGCUGGUAAAUUGCAUAUCAAUCAGUACAGUCGUGAUCAAGCGUUUGUACAGUUGCCUGCCGAUAGUAUUUUUGCUACAAAGAUGGCUGGACAAGACAAGAUCAUGAUAGUCGGAAGGAAGAACAUCAACAGAGCGAUACACGGUGACAAAGUUGGAAUUGCAUUGUUACCACCUGACCAAUGGAUAAGCAACGAGAGUGACUCUUCCAUGUUGAGGGAUGACAUUACCGAGCAAAUACAGAGUGAUCAAGUCACUGCUAUCGCCGCUGAUGAGGAGCAACAAACAGCCGGACAAACAGCCGGACAAACAACAGGAAAAACAACAGGGGAUAAUGGUAAUAAGCUGAUAACUGGUAAAGUUGUUGGUAUAUUUCAAAGAAAUUGGAGGGAUUAUGUUGCUACAAUAGAGAAGGGUGCAUCGGUUGCCUCUAAUUAUGUUAUGGUGGUUCCGCUCGAUAAGAGGAUACCCCUGAUUCACGUGCCAACCAGGAAUGCAGUAAACUAUGUGGGGAAGAGGUUGGUUGUUAGAUUGGAUCGUUGGGAGUUGGGAAGCAGUCAUCCUUCGGGUCAUAUUGUCAAGGCGUUGGGUACAACCGGGGAUCUCGAGACAGAGUUGCUCUCGCUCAUCAAUGAGCACGAAGUCGCUCUGCCAAAGUGGACACCGCAACUGCUGGAGGGACUGCCUUCGCCCGGUUGGAAAGUGCCGGACGCCGAGCGGAAAUACCGUCGUUCCAUUGUGACGAGUCAUCGCACUAUGAGCAUAGAUCCACUGGGUUCAAAGGAUAUUGACGACGCCAUCUCGCUUGGCUAUCUCGCCAACAAUCGCAUUGAGAUCGGUGUACACAUUGCCGAUGUCAGCUUCUUUGUUCUCGACGGCACCAAACUCGAUGAGGAGGCAGCACGUCGUGGAACCACGCUUUAUCUGCCCGAUCGUAGAUUCGACAUGUUGCCUGCGAUUCUCAGUGAGGACGUCUGCUCGCUCGUCGGUGGACAAGAGCGUUGCGCCAUGAGUGUCAUCUGGACGGUCAACCUCAACAACAUGACCAUUGAAUCGACUUGGUUCGGAAGGACUAUUAUCUUCUCCAGUGCGGAGCUUCACUAUCAACUGGCGCAGGAUAUCAUCGAUGGCCGAGUCAAGCAGGGCAUGGACAAAGACGACGAUGUUACCGGUGGAGGAUUGAACGCCGGCUACAAGCGUCGUGUCUAUAACGACACAAAGAUAGAGGAGCUGAGAAACGAUCUACUGGUACUAAGAAACUUUUAUAGAGUCAUGAGAAAGCAGAGAGAGAUGAGCGGUGGUUUAGACUUGGAGUCAAUAGAGGUUCGUUUCAAAUUCAACCAGAACGAUAAAACACAGCCCGAUAAGAUCGUAUUGAAGAACGACCUCGAGGUUCAUUCUCUCGUUGCCGAGUAUAUGAUCUUAGCGAACGCAUCUGUCGGUACGAAAAUCCAUUCACACUAUCCUGGUGGUGCAUUACUUCGCAGACAUCCAAAACCAAAUCAACUUGGAUUUCAAUCAUUAAGAGAGUUAUUUGAUUUAUGUGGAUUUAAAUUGGAAACAGAUACCAACAAAGAUUUAGCAAGUUCAUUGAAUAAUGCUGUCGAUGGAGAUGAUCCAUUUACGAAUACAAUUAUACGUUUGAAAACAGUUAAUAUUUUAUCGGAAGCAAUUUACUUCUCAACAGGUUCAUUAAAUGUUAUUGAAUAUUAUCAUUAUGGUUUGGCUUUGGAGAAGUAUACACAUUUCACUUCACCCAUUAGACGUUAUGCCGAUAUUAUUGUGCAUCGUCAGUUGUGGGAUGCCAUUAACAACGUUAGAAACGACAAGUAUCAAGAUCACUCAGUUUCAAAGCUGGCUGCUCACCUAAAUGUACGGCAUCGUGCCGCCAAGACACUGCAGCGUGAUGCCACACAGAUGUUCCAGUCACUCUACUUUAAGCAUCAUCCAAAGCGCUCGGUUGAGGCAAUCAUCACCGAUAUCCGUUCGAAUUCGAUCGUUGUCUACGUACCAGAGUUUGGACUGCGCGAUCGUAUCUACCUGGUGACCAAAGACAACGAGUACAUCACACCGGCCCAAUGGAAAGAGUCACGUGGUGACAUCACCAACAUCAAGUUCAGUCCGCUCGACAUUGAAGUUAGAUUCACAAAGGAGCGAGAUACUAUCAAACUGCAGGUGUUCGAUCAUGUACUGGUCGAUAUCACAACGCAACAGGAUGAAUAUCACAUCCCGCCAGUCAAGAUGGAGCUGAUACAACAGAUGGAGAGAAAACAACGCAAUCGACAAAUCAAGGGUGAAAUGAUGAACAAUAAGAAGUUGAUAGAUCAAAUCAAGACGAAACAAGACGAUAAGAACGAUAAGGAUAAGGAUAAAACAACCGCAGAUAUCUACGGACAGAUCAAUGCAAUCGACGCCAUUGUCAUUCCAUCUAAAUCAGCCGGUGGUAAAGAGCAACAAUCGAUCUACGAUUUAAUCAAUAAGUUUUCAGUUGGAUUACAAAUCAUUGAGGAACAUGGUGGUACUAAAAUUAACUAUUCCAAAGGUAAACAACAACAACAACAACAACAACAACAACAACAACAACAACAAGCAACAUCUAUUGAAUCAAAUACUACUUCAACUAAUCAACAAAAAUCAACAACAACAACAUCCAAUAAUAAUGAAGUAUUAAAACUAUGGUCAAUGAACGAUAAACAAAUUAAAGACUAUAGAACAAAGACAGAUCGUGCAGUUCGUGAUGCUAUCAGUAAUAAAUAUAAAAUGAUGAAUAAGAUGAUCGGAAUAGAAGAGGAGGAAGACAACGAAAAGAUCGCACCAACUCAGACUGUUAAAGAGAAAUAUCAAGAUAUUAUUAAUAAGACAGAGCAAAACUUUGCAAAACUACAAAGAGAUAUUUAUAAAAGUAGAAAAUAA
Heterostelium album PN500 is the source of this 3828-nucleotide messenger RNA. RefSeq names its product Putative mitotic control protein. Gene Ontology annotation, cellular component: cytoplasmic exosome (RNase complex). Bases 1 to 3828 code for a protein of 1275 amino acids. Lineage: Eukaryota; Evosea; Eumycetozoa; Acytosteliales; Acytosteliaceae. Gene Ontology annotation, biological process: rRNA catabolic process. The record is from RefSeq and is a predicted model, not a curated record. Gene Ontology annotation, molecular function: RNA binding; 3'-5'-RNA exonuclease activity. The transcript is spliced from 3 exons.